Molecule: messenger RNA, 1764 nt
Organism: Anthostomella pinea
Lineage: Eukaryota; Fungi; Ascomycota; Sordariomycetes; Xylariales; Xylariaceae
Source: the annotation of a GenBank genome assembly
AUGAAGUCUCUCCUGCCUCUGCUAGUGACGCUCGUACUCUUCAAGCAUCAUGGUGUAGCUCUACAGGUCACCCCAGGGUCGGCAUGUGCCGCGCUCUGUCUAGACGACCCAGAAGGAGAUGCUCUCGAUCCGAAAUCAUCGAACACAACGCCCGACGACAUAGUGUGUACCGAUGAAGACUACGAGACUUCGGGUGCUGGGAUCAAAUACAAGAACUGUAUCGACUGCCUACAAAAGAGCAACGCCACGAGUGGGACCGAGAGUGAUACCUCGUGGUUUCUCUACAAUGUCCGAUAUUCGGUUGAUGUCUGCGUAUACGGCUUCCCGAAUGCCACGAAGGGGGUCUCUUCACCCUGUGACAUCAACUACGCUUGUCAACCGCUGAAGACAGCCCUCGAGUCUGGAAGUCUAAGCUCCACUGGCGAUCAAUACGAGUACUGUUCGGCGGACGGUGGCAGCUUCCUUGGGUCCCAGACCGAGGCUUGCCUCCAGUGCUUCGCGUCAAGCACGAACCAGGCGUACCUCUCUAAUUUCAUAACGGCACUGAAGGCAGGAUGUCAGCAGAAGCCGGCAGCGGGUACCCUGCUGGGUCUCAGUGGUUCUCUCUUUACUGACUCUCAAGUAAACAUCACGGCUCCUCCAGUGCAAGAGACCGAAGACACGAAAGGCGGCUCAACCGGCAUGACUACAGGGGCCAUCGUGGGCAUCGCAGUUGGUGCUGCGCUCUUGUUCCUCGGUGGGACGGGGCUCUUUUACGUCUAUUACCGCAAGCAGAAGCGCUUGUACAGCGACCCAGUGGAUUCCAACUACCACCCUCAAACUGGUAGCAAGUCCAUAUCUCCGCCACUAUACGGCAGCUUCAAUUUAGAUAUGCCACAGAUGGCAGCGGUCAUGAGUGACUACGAGCUUCGGUCUAGGCAGGCCUACACCAACAACGCGGACUACUACGAGGAGCUAGAGAAGGAGAUACAGACCCGACGACCACACUAUGCCUCCAACCCGAACCAACCCAGUUCCGGCCCCCAGGGCGCACUGCCCACACAUCCAGCCUACGUCCCACAAGCCCACAGUCGCCAGGCGUCCGCAGACUCGACAGUCCGUCGAGCUCAACCCAUAAGAACAAACAGGCCCGAUUCAUAUGCAUUGCAAACGUACCUCAGUGCUGCAGAGGACGCGAACGCGAUGGGUUCACCACCCCCACCGCCGGGCCCGCCACCAGCGGCGGCGGUCAGGGGUUCCUCACCGUACCGCGGACCCUCAUCCCUCCAGAACUUCUCACAUAGUCGAGCGUCAUCACACAGUCCUGACCCUUCCUUCGACAGCCGCGGACCCUCGCCCGACCGCAGGCCUUUGUUACAAGCACACCAGUACCAAACAGCAAUAAAUUCACACCAACAUCAAGCUACUCAACUAGCGUUCACACCGCCACCGCCGCCUCCCCGCGCACCCAAAGUCCCGUCUUUAAGCCUCCCUUCUGUGCCUCGGAUUCGAGUGCCCAAAAAGUACUCCCCACCCAAGAUCACGGUCGAGUUCCCCACUCCGGUCGACCAGCAAGACCAGCAAGCAGAUUUGCCGAUUGGCCUCGAGAUCAGCAGGCCCAUCGUCACUCACGAGGCGCGGUUCGGGGACGACGCGUACGAGAGACGGAGAAAAGAGCCGCCAGCGCCGUUGAUCGUGAACCAGACGGCUGUUGACCGACGGCCGAAGCCGUGGAUCGCGGCGGAGGCUCAGGUCAAGUCGGGGAAUAGCGCUAUGUAUGGCUGA